AUGAAUGCAGCCUCGAUCGCCUAUUUGAGAGAUCGAGAUCGAAGCAGAAGAUCAUCGAUAUCCGAGAAUUCUUUUCAGUCAGCUUUCCUCCGGGGCAUCACCUCAACAAAUGGAAGUGGAAAUCGAACGCCGAAACCCUCAAAACUUGGGAUAUUCACUUUAUAUCUACAGUGGAUUUACGAGAAAUCCCGCCUUCACUACUUGGUUCCAAUCAUUCUUUUGACUGGAUACUCUGUUCUUGGUGGAUACAUUUUCUACACAAUCGAACACCCAAAUGAAGUGAUUCUUAUUCAAGAAAAGAGUAACUUCAUUGAAAGAGAGAAAGAUGAACUUUUCUCAAUCGUCACUCAUAUCAGAGAACAUCUAGCUGUACUCAAUGCUUCUUAUGGGUACAACACUCGGAAGUACAACAUUCACAAAAGGAGCUAUCGACAUUGGGCGAUGAAUCGAUUGAGAACGAAUGUUUAUUGGUACACAUUGAGUAUGUAUUAUUUGACUGAACACGAAGCACACAAGGCAUUGGCAUUAAGACCGAGAAAUCCCGAGACACUUUGGAAGGAAUAUUUCUCGAAUAAUUAUGGAAGGAUACACGCUUUGAGAAAUUAUACAGAACAGUUAGCGAAGCGAUGCUGGGAGUUGGGUGAAGAGUCAUUUCUGAAUGCGACACAAGAGAAUGUGGAUGAGAAAUUGAAGAAUUUCGUGAACAACGCCACACAAAGAUUCGAAGUGUUGACCGGCCUUCAGCACGUUCUCUCACCGGUGUGGACCUUUUGGAAUGCUAUGUUCUUGGCUGUCACGACAUACACGACGAUCGGCUAUGGUAAUAUCACAGCGAAAACCCGUUUGGGUCGAUUGGCGGCAAUGGUUUAUGCGGUGAUUGGGAUCCCGUUGAUGCUCAUGAUUCUCCACAAAUUGGGAAGAAUUUGUUUGAAUUGUUUGGACAAGUUUUGGGAUUACUGUUUGAGAGCUUUUGAUUUCAUCUUUUGCACGGGAUACUCGUUCCGUCAAAAGAAUAGUGAUCAAGAUCGGAUUACAGAAAUGCCAUUGAUAUUGGCGAUUGGUGUCGCUUUCGGUUACAUGUUCUUCUGUGCCGGGAUUUUCCUUUAUUUUGAAGAAGAUUGGGAUUAUUUCAAGAGUUUCUACUUCUUCUUUUGUUCUCUAACAACGAUUGGAUACGGUGAUGUGACACCGACAAAAUCCGAGGAUAUGUUCACAAUCUUUGUCUUCAUUUUGAUUGGCCUUUCACUGGUGUCAAUGUGCAUUAAUGUGAUACAAUUGAAAUUGGAGAAACUCUUUGAAGAGAUUCUUUUGAUGUUAAUGGAAGAAUAUAGUGCCGAUCCGGAAGCGAGGCCGCUCAGAGGAGAGAGGAUUAGUAUGAUGGAUAUGUGGCGAGUGUGGAGAAGAAGAAAAGAGAGAAUGCAAAAAGAGGAAAAAGAAGGAAGGGGGAGAGCUAAAUUUGAUCUAUCGAAGGCAACAAAUGCAGCCACAGCAGCAAGAGAUGCGGCCAGUAAAGCGGGAGAGAAUUUGGCGAGGGUAUUUCCUUUCAUGAGGAGACGAGAGCGACAAGUGAUCAUUGAGCAGAUCAGUCAUCGAUUGAGACAAAAGCACAAAGCCACUCAAACGGAUAUCCCAUGGUAUUUGGCUCCGGUCUUCGAAGAGCCGUAUACAGAAACAUCUAGUCUUAGCUCUCCACCAACUCCGAGAAGACCCUCUCCUCCACCCUGGUCUCGUUUAUCUCGUUCUCCUGCUCGUGCUCAACCCGAAGUGCUUUCAGUCCUCACCUCCCUUCAACCAACGCCCUCACGAGAGGGUUCUCCUUUGCCCGCAAGUAGUAAUGGUAGUAGCAAUGAGCUUUCGGCGAUCUCUCGAUCAAUUUCGAACUCUGUACUUUCUGAGCCAAUGCCUGGGAGCUCGGUUGGCCCAGGUGGUGUUAUUUUUCCGCCAAAUUUUGAUCCAAAUCGAAGAUGGACCUUCGUUGAGACUGGAAAGGCGCCACGUGGAGCACCGCGUGGUUUGAUCGUUCCUCCGACAUUUCACUCCAGCCAGCCACACGUUCAACAACCGUCCGAGGUACAGAGGUUGAUCGCUGAAUUGGAUGCUCGAUUGCGAUCAGCUCGCGCCAUUCUUACCCCAUCACCCUACACAUCGAGCAGCAAUUCUUUUUUG
Molecule: messenger RNA, 2166 nt
Organism: Mesorhabditis belari
Lineage: Eukaryota; Metazoa; Nematoda; Chromadorea; Rhabditida; Rhabditidae
Source: the annotation of a GenBank genome assembly